CUGAAAGACUCUUAUACUUCCAGAAAACAGCCGAACUCCAACUUGGCACAGACAUCGCAAUAUUAAUUAAGAUGCCCUUAAGAUGCAACGAAUAAUGCUGGAGAUCUCUGCAUGAAGAUUAUGUCCAUCUUAUUCUUUAAUGACAAGUUACUUCAAUGCAAUUGAUACAUAUGCUGGAGAGAAUGAAGCUGCUGAUUGACUUUGGCUUGCGCUUAAGAUUGAAGCAGCCAACAGGCUAUGCAGCUUCUUAACAGAUGGAAUUAUUUGGUCGGUACUCAUGGACCCAUGCCAAAUUCAACAUCACCUUGGCACUCUGGUAAACCUCUUGGAAUUACGAUACAAUUCUGCUCAAACACCCGAGGCAGCGGUAGACUGGUAACAACAGAGCAGGGCAGCAGAAGGAAACAGAGGAUAUCUGGGAGCUUCGACCUGUUGUGAAAGGCUGUGUUUUUAUUUUCAGUAUCUCACAAGAAGGAGCCAUGUCUGUGGGGCUUGUUGCUGUCUCUCUCGGUCUGCUGCUGUGCAAUGGGGUGCACGGUCAGUGGGGUUGGUGGUACAAGUUGUGGGGCACAGACCCACCCACUGCAGCUCCUGCUCUGCCUACGUCAGUCAGCACGCAACGACCCGUCAGCGUCGUGGCAGGGACCACAGCGGAUCCGGAGGACCGAUCGGCGCCCGGCACUCAAUGGGCCAGCGGAACCGAGCCACCGUCGGGGAGUUCCCGGCCGUCGGGUCCUGGUCAUUUCCCUCACCCAGCGCACUCUGGUCAACCGGCCUCAGCACUGAGCAACUCCUCGGCGGGACACUGGGCCAAACCCCAGCUCGCCAGCCAGCUCCCGCGCAGGAUCCUGACAGAGAGAAGACCCAAUGCUCAUAUUGACCUGACUGGGUUGAUUGGAGUGCCCUUACCACCUUCGGUCGCAUUCAUUACUGGAUAUGAAGGCUUUCCAGCGUACAGCUUUGGACCAGCUGCAAACAUUGGUCGACUUACUAAGACCAUGAUACCUCAAUCUUUCUACAGAGACUUUGCGAUCCUUGUGACCGUCAAGCCAGCGAGUGACGAUGGUGGGGUGCUGUUUGCAAUUACUAAUUCCUACCAGAACAUUAUUUACUUGGGAGUUAAGCUAACCUCAGUUUUGAACGGCAGCCAGCAAAUAGUGGUCUUUUACACGGAAUCAGGUUCACAGACCUCCCAGGAGGUUGCCUCAUUUACAGUCCCGUCAAUGACGAAUAAAUGGACUCGGUUUGCCUUGUCCAUUCAGGGUGAAUUUGUCACGUUGUACUUCGACUGUGAUGAGUACCAGCAGAGCCGCCUCUCAAGGUCACCUCAGGCGUUAUUUUUCGAGCCAAGUUCGGGAAUUUUCAUUGGGAAUGCCGGAGCAACAGGACUGAACAAGUUUAUAGGGUCCAUCCAAGAACUGACAAUUAAGUCAGACCCUCGAGCUAGUGAGGAACAGUGCUAUGAAGCUGAUCCAGAUGGACCUUCUGGAGAUGCCAGCGGAGACAGCAGCGGUCAGUAUAUUCCUCAGGAGCAAGGAGGUGUUAAACCCCAAAUUCAGCAUAUUACUCCACGCCCCACAGUUGAUAGAAAUCUCGUCAGCGAACCAGUCAAGGAGCCUCCCACCGAAGCUUCUGUCACAGAGGAGAUGGAGAGUUCCUCAGGUCUGCCAGACGCAGCCUUCCAGGAGACAUCCACCUCAGGCACUUCUGGGGAGAGGCCAUCGGAGGAAGGGCAAGACUUUGAAAUAAAAGAGCGAGCUCCCAGUCUGAGUGCUGAAAAGGAAGACCAGAGUCUAUCAGGACUUAAAGGAGAAGUUGGAUCUGGAAGUGAAGCUCUUCACAGUGAAAGAGGCACAAAGAGUGAAGAUGGACUGGGAUUGGGACUCAAGGGUGAGAAAGGUGAACGAGGAAUCCCUGGACCUCCAGGACCUCCCGGCCUGCCCGCCACGAGAGAUGGUAGUCCUGUAGAACUUAGUCCACCAGGACCAGCUGGUCCCCCAGGUCCACCUGGAAAAGACGGUAAACCAGGAGCCCCUGGAAAAGAUGGACUGCCGGGUAAACAAGGAUCUCAGGGACUUAAAGGAGCAAAGGGUGAUCUGGGCCUCAAAGGAGAGAAGGGCGACCCAGGAAUCAUAGGUCCACCUGGUCUUCCUGGUCUUCCUGGUCUUCCUGGCCCACCCGGUCCCCAGACAAGACUCGAUAUCAUCCCUGCAGAAGGCUCCGGACUGGAUGACAGUGACAUCGACAGUGAGAAAAUUCAGUGCCUUCCAGGACCACCGGGUCUUCCAGGUUUGCCGGGACCACCGGGUAUCCCAGCUCCAUCCGCAGGAGAGAACCCAAACCUCGUUGGUGCCCCGGGGCCACGUGGUCCUCCCGGUUACCCCGGACAAGAUGGAGGGUUGGGUGAGCCAGGUCCAAGAGGACCACCAGGAGUAGACGGGACUCUUGGUAAACCGGGGACCAAAGGGCAGAAGGGUGACCAAGGUCCAACUGGCGUGCCAGGACUUCAGGGAGCAAAGGGAGAAGUUGGAGAGACUGGUUUACCAGGGCUUCCAGGACUCCCAGGUCAACCAGGUCCACCUGGACCUCCCGGACCUCCUGGGCAAGCCGGCAGUGGUCUCGGCUCUGGAUUUGAGGAUAUGGAAAGCUCUGGUGAAUUUGGACUACCAGGCAUACCUGGAAAACCCGGACUUCCUGGAUCUAAGGGGUCCCCAGGUGAAAAAGGCGAACAGGGUUCUCCAGGUGAAAAGGGCUCUUCUGGUAUUCCUGGUCAACCAGGACAAAAUGGACGGGCUGGAUUACCCGGACCUAUGGGACCAAAAGGUGAGAAAGGUGAACAAGGACCAAAGGGCGAACGUGGCCAAGAUGGCAUUGGUAAACCAGGACCCCCAGGCCCUCCAGGAUCUAUUGCAUCACUACAUGAGUUGCUGAUGAAUGAUACUGAGGACUUCAAUGGACUCCAAUUACCUCCUGGGCCCCCUGGCCCCAGAGGACCCAAGGGCGACCUUGGUAUUCCUGGUUUUCCCGGAAUAAAGGGUGAAAAGGGUGAAUCUGGAGCCAUUAUAGCCGCAGAUGGAUCACUGCUGGCCUCAACACUAAAAGGGCAAAAGGGUCAGCCUGGCCUUCAGGGACCCUCUGGACCUCCGGGGCCAAUGGGGCAUCCUGGACCAAAGGGAGAAUUUGGUUUUCCUGGCAGACAUGGUCGUCCAGGAAUAAAUGGCAGAAAGGGUCAGAAAGGUGAACCUGCAUUAACUCCUGUGGGACCUGUUGGGCCACCAGGACCUCCGGGACCUCCUGGACCUCCAGGACCUCCUGGUCGAAUUCUCAACAUAAAAGGAACAGUUUUUCCAGUUCCUCCCAGGCCGCACUGCAAAAUGCCCAUAAAUGGUCAAUUUAAACAGCAAGAGGACUUCAACUUUCUGGGACUGAAGGGGGAGAAGGGUUCCUUUGGAUUAUUUGGACCGAAAGGUGGUAAAGGUGAAAAGGGGGAGCAAGGUGCCCCAGGACUGCCAGGUCCCUAUUCACCAUAUAUCAGCCUUAAAGGUGAAAAAGGAGACUCGGGAGCAUUGGGUCAGAAGGGGGAAAAGGGAGAAUCGGGAGGUGGCUUGUUUCUGCCUGGUUUGCCUGGACCUCCAGGCCCCAUUGGACCUCAUGGAAGACCUGGGCCAGUGGGACCCAAGGGUGAAUCUGUUGUGGGACCAAUGGGACCUCCAGGAAUGCCUGGUCUUCCAGGUCCUCCGGGAUAUGGAAUUGUAGGUCCACCGGGACGCCCUGGACCUCCUGGGCCUCCAGGAAUGCCGGGUAUCUUUGGAUCAGCUGUUGCACUUCCUGGACCCCCUGGACCAGCAGGCCCACCAGGACAAGGAGGCAGCGGCAGCCUGGUAACAGUGUACAGGAACAUGGAACUUAUGCACAAAGCAACCUUUUCGGUGUCAGAAGGUACCCUGGGCUAUGUUGCAGAUAGCAGUGACCUUUACAUUCGAGUUUACAAUGGCUGGAGAAAGCUCCAACUUGGUGAUUUGAUUCCUGCUCCAGCUGAUGACCCAUUUCAGUUCAUGAAUACUUACUCAGCACCAAACACAUUCCCAAAGAUAAACGAUCAGAAACCAGCUUUGCACUUAGUCGCUUUAAACACCCCCCUGUCUGGUAACAUGCGGGGAAUCCGUGGGGCUGACUUGCAGUGUUUCCAGCAAGCUCAAGCGAUGGGAUCCUUGGCAACGUACCGAGCUUUCCUCUCCUCUCAGCUGCAAGACUUAUACACGGUGGUGAGGAAAGCUGACAGGUUAAAUAUGCCAGUCGUCAAUCUAAAGGGGCAAGUGCUUUUUGACAGUUGGGAGUCCAUCUUUAAAAACCGUGCUACUUUCAACACAGACAUUCCUAUAUACUCCUUUGAUGGAAGAAAUGUCAUGAAGGAUUCUUCCUGGCCCCACAAAAUAAUAUGGCACGGAUCCAGCGAAAGAGGCAGCCGGGUUCCAACAAGUUACUGCGGGGCAUGGCGAGCGACGGACAUGACCCUCACCGGCAACGCGUCGCCACUUACCAGUGGAAAGCUCCUUGGUCAGCACUCCUACAACUGCGCAAAUAACUUCAUUGUUCUUUGCAUUGAGAACAGCUACUUCCACGAUCACAGGAGGAGAAAAUAACAGCCUGCAUCUGCACACGAAAGCUUUGGAAUUACAUCAGUCUCAUCGCCAAAACUGGUUAAGGGUGACACAUUUUUAUCUCUAAAAAUAUAUCCAAGUGGGAUAAUGUAAAUAUUGCUUUCUGAUGAGAUUGGCAGUUGGCAGAAAUGGUAGCCAAAGAUGACAUACCUCAAAAAUCUGCAUGGGUUGUCUUUUUAUUAACAAAGCAAACCCUAUUUGAUCUAAAGAACUGUUCUCACACAGUUUCUCAGUCAUGCUUGUUGAUACUUUGGUGCUAGUUGAAAAGUAAUUGAAAUGGGACUGCUGUUAAAAUGCCAUAUUUAUAACUGCUAUUAACUCAACUUGCGCAUAUUACAACGUAGCCAAGUUGGUAAAUGGGGAAAGUUGCUGAGCCUUGGCAGGCCACUGUGUCCAUUAGGUAAAUAUGAUUUUCCACCCAUUGGAAUGCACUGCAGUUACGUUUCACUGGGAAUCACUUUGUAUCCAACCUCCAUGAGGACGGAUCCUUUCUCCCUUCAAAACUGCUCUGAAUGGAAAUUAGUGUUUGUUUCUGAAAUCUGCCAUCGUCAUGUCUAAACAGCGCAGUGCACCAAUAUUUUUAACAUAAUGUUCAAUGUAAGUCUAUGCAACAUUAUAUUACUAAACUCUGCAUAGUGGUAUUCCAUUUAAGUAUCUUAAUGUUCAUAUACAUGCAUUUUUCAGUGCUUUUUCUACAUCGACUGGGUCCCUUUUUAACCUCUUUCUGGAAUGUUUCUGAGAGUGGUAUUAUUCAACAGUAACAACAUAGUCUUUAUUGCAUCUGCCCAUCAGUGCUGUACAGGGCCAAUUUUGCCACAGUGUGACCAAGCAGCUGAAAGCCUCACUGCCCACACGAGUGAUUUCCCUACCUUAGCUUACCAGAUAUCAUGUGGCUGGCAGGUGGAGUCUUCCCACUAGUAACCCACCCUAUAAAAGCAAACCCUUCUGUCGGUUUUGUUGACUUUUUAUAUGAAGCAAUCCUCCUGCAAACAGUAGACUUAAACAUUCCCCCCCUAUUUUACAAAGCAACAGUGAAAAUGUAGUUGAGGUAGUUUUUGUAACUGAUCACAUUUAAAUACCUUGAACUUUAAAAUGGCAGCUUUUCAGCAUAAUCGCUCCCACUGCAGAUUUAACCAAUUUACACUGAAGAUUUAGUUCAUUGACACUGCAGAUUUAGUCCAUUUACACUGCAACUUCAGUCUAUUCACAAUACAAAGUUAGCCCUCUAAAAUGCAGAUUUAGUCACUUUACACUGCAGAUUUAGUCAAUAAAUACUGUACGUGUCAUAUAUGUACAGUGCAGAUUUAAUUCAUGUACAAUACAGAAUUGGUACAGAUUUUGUCCAAAUAUAUGAAAGAUUGAGUGCAUUUACUUUCCAGAUGGAAUCCAUUUACCAAACAGAUUUAAUUCAUUUACAGUGGAGGUUUGAUACAUUUACAAUGCAGAAUUAGUUAAUUUAUACAUUUAGUCCAUUUAGAACCGUGAUGCAUUCCACUUAGUUAUGUCCAUUCAGAUAAACUCAACUACCAUGCCAAUGAAGUAAUGUUUGCAUAGAUCAACAACUUUCUAAUAUAUGAACCAAAUGUCUAAAUCAGAUUGUAUUGAAAUGAAGGAUGUUUCACAAGCUGAAUAAACUUAAUACUUUUUUGUAAAUGUC
Molecule: messenger RNA, 6318 nt
Organism: Pristis pectinata (smalltooth sawfish)
Lineage: Eukaryota; Metazoa; Chordata; Chondrichthyes; Rhinopristiformes; Pristidae
Product: collagen alpha-1(XV) chain-like
Exons: 40
Coding region: 480-4643 (1387 amino acids)
Source: RefSeq, a predicted model, not a curated record